Molecule: messenger RNA, 1797 nt
Organism: Esox lucius (northern pike)
Lineage: Eukaryota; Metazoa; Chordata; Actinopteri; Esociformes; Esocidae
Gene: ift57
Product: intraflagellar transport 57 homolog (Chlamydomonas)
Exons: 11
Coding region: 361-1611 (416 amino acids)
Biological process (GO): intraciliary transport; non-motile cilium assembly
Cellular component (GO): intraciliary transport particle B; Golgi apparatus; cilium
Source: RefSeq, a predicted model, not a curated record
ACGCCUGCUGCCUUUAGUGACAGUGGUUGUCAAGUGAUAGCUAACCGUUACCAAAGAGCGAUAUUUAGUUAAGUUUUUGCAAGUUUUUGUUUCAAUAUUCGUCUCACUAAACAGAUAGUAACAUGAUAUAUUAAUCGUUAAGACAUGACGCUUAACUUUCUUUUUUGUUGGCCAAGCAAAUGCUACAGUAGAUAGUGAACUAGUACUUAGCUAGCAAACCUUUGCUUGACAUACCGAAUUGCCAGUUAGUAAACAAACAAUCGGAAGAAAACGCACUGAUCUGUUUCAAAAGUUGGUUGAGCACACAUUUGCUUUACAUUGUUUAUUUACAUUAUUAGUCUGCGACAAGUGCAAAGCGAAAUGGCAGAUGAUAACAGGCGUGGGGAGGACGAUGAACGGGGUCCUGGAGCAGCAUAUCAAAUGUUCGUAGUUAUGGAGGACUUGCUGGACAAAUUAAAGCUUCUGGAUUACGAGGAGGAAGUUCUGUCAAAGCACAACAUGAAACCUCUGUCCAGGCAUUACUUUGCAUCCAGUGCCUAUAUGCCAUCCAAUCCAGGGGAACAAUUCUUUAUGUUUACCAUCAUUGCUUCUUGGCUCAUCAACAAAGCAGGGAGACCCUUCGAGCAGCCUCAAGAGUAUGAUGACCCUAACGCCACCGUGGCCAACAUUCUCUCACAUUUGAGAGCUUUUGGAGGACUGGUAGACUUUCCUCCUUCCAAACUAAAAGCUGGCUCAGGAGAACACGUUUGCUAUGUGCUGGAUCGUCUAGCAGAAGAAGCUCUGAAGAAGACAGGGUUUACAUGGAGAAGACCAAACUACCCUACAGAGGAGAUGGAGGAUGAAUCUGUGAUGGAGGAUGAUGCAGAGCUGACUCUGAGUAAAGUGGAGGACAACAUGACAGGGGAACCAGAUGAUGAUGAUGAGGAGGAGAACAUUAUGGAUUUGGAAGCACUGAAAUCAAGAACCAAUCAAAGUGAGGCCAGCUUGUCUUCAAAGCCAGACAACAUCCUGGAAUCCAACACAGAUGCUACUGAGUGGAAUCUAGAGGUGGAACGGGUUCUCCCACAGCUGAAGGUCACAAUCAGAACCGACAACAAGGACUGGAGGAUCCACGUGGACCAAAUGCAUCAGCACAAAGACGGAAUCAAGUCAUCUCUUAAAGAGGCCAAGGGCUACCUAGACAAGCUGCAGGAGGAGAUCGGUAAGACCCUGGAGAAGGUGGGCAGCAGGGAGAAGUACAUCAACAACCAGUUGGAACACCUGAUCCAGGAGUACCGCAGCACCCAGGCCAAACUCAGUGAGGCAAAGGAGCUCUAUCAGCAGGGAAGUGGUGGAGUUACGGAGCGGACUAGAGUUCUGGCUGAGAUCACAGAGGAGCUGGAGAAGGUGAAGCAAGAGAUGGAGGAAAAGGGCAGCAGCAUGUCUGACGGAGCACCGGUGGUGAGAAUCAAGCAGAGUCUGACCAAGCUCAAGCAGGAGAUCGUUCAGAUGGACAUUCGUAUAGGAGUGGUGGAGCACACACUGCUGCAGGCCAAGCUAAAGGAGAAGUCCAAAAUGACCCGAGAAAUGCAUGCCACCAACAUCCCAGAGCCUGCUGUUGGUGUGUACUGAGGUCCGCACAGUGCGUUGUCAUCAUCCACCUACUGCACAGGAUGGACCGGUGCAAUACUGGGCAAUACUUUUCUUACAUGACUGUCAUAUGGCUUUUCAUAUCGGAUUUUAUUGCAUUCUAAGGCCUUGUGGAUAUGGCUCAAUUCAUUUUGCACUGAAUAUUUACAUUAAACUGUCGGCAAACAA